Molecule: messenger RNA, 2239 nt
Organism: Malania oleifera
Lineage: Eukaryota; Viridiplantae; Streptophyta; Magnoliopsida; Santalales; Ximeniaceae
Product: pentatricopeptide repeat-containing protein At2g13420, mitochondrial-like
Exons: 1
Coding region: 33-1604 (523 amino acids)
Molecular function (GO): protein binding
Source: RefSeq, a predicted model, not a curated record
UUGUUGAGUGUUAGCAGAUUGACAGAGCGAGAAUGGCGUUUGCUUUGUCCCGUAUUCGUACGAUCUUUUCAUCCUCCUCCUCUCUGUCUCUUCAAUUCCCUCUUCUCUGCUCAACUCACCGGCUCUCCUCCGCCGCGUUUGAUGGAACCGACGACGCCCAACAACGGUAUUUAGAAGAAGAGGCCGAACGCCUCUCCGCUCUCCUUCUCCAGCACCACAAUCCCUUCCACGCCAUGGAGUCUUCCCUCCAACUCCACGGCAUUACCCUCUCCCCUCCCCUCAUCUACCACACCCUACUCCGCCUCAGGAACCUCUCCAAAGUUGCCCUGUCCUUCUUCGUCUACGCCAAGUCCCAACCUCAUUUCCGCCACCACUCCUCCGCCUACGACCUCAUGAUCGACAUCCUCGGCAAAGUCCGCCAAUUUGACGUCGCCUGGCAGCUCAUCGUCGAAAUGGACCAAUCAAAUCUGAGACCCACUUCCACAACUUUUGGGAUUUUGAUUCGCCGGUUGAUUGCCGCGGGCCUUACUCGCCAAGCAGUCCGCGCUUUCGACGACAUGGAGUGUUUUAUUGAGAAAGUUGCAGGCUGCGACGAGUUCUGUUUUCUUCUCGACACGCUCUGUAAGUAUGGGUACGUGAAGCUCGCGACGGAGAUUUUUAACCAGAGGAAGUACAGGUUUGAUCCCAGUGCGAAAAUGUAUACCGUUUUAAUUUACGGGUGGUGCAAGAUUAGCAGAGUGAGGAUGGCCGAGAGGUUCUUUAGGGAAAUGGGCGAUCGGGGGAUUGAGCCGAAUGUGGUAACCUAUAACGUACUUCUGAAUGGGAUUUGUCGGAAGGCGAGCUUGCAUCCGGAUGAGCGAUAUGAGAGGACCAUUCAAAGUGCAGAGAAGUUACUCGAUGAAAUGCGUCAGAGAGGGGUGGAGCCCGACGUGACUAGCUAUUCCAUAGUUCUUCACGUAUGUAGUCGAGCGCAUAAACCAGUGCUGUGUCUUGAUAAGUUAAGGGUGAUGCAAGAGAAGGGGAUAUGUCCUAGUGUUGCGACAUAUACUUCGGUUGUUAAAUGUCUUUGCUCAUGUGGGAGGCUUGACGAUGCUGAGGCAUUGCUCACUGAGAUGGAAGGCAAUGAGGUGAGUCCAUCUGCAGCAACAUAUAAUUGUUUCUUUAAGGAAUAUAAGGGAAGGAAGGAUGUGGAUAGUGCUUUGCGAUUGUAUAGGAAGAUGAAGAAAGAGUCUUCUUACUUGCCCAGUAUGCAAACUUACAACAUAUUAGUAGCCAUGUUUGCAAAGUUGAAUCGCAUGGAUCUUGUGAUUGAACUGUGGGAUGAUAUGAAAGAGAGUGGAGCUGGACCAGAUUUGGAUUCAUAUACAUUGUUGAUUCAUGGAUUGUGUGAGAAGCGGAAGUGGAGAACUGCCUGUCAGUUUUUUGUUGAGAUGAUAGAGAAGGGGUUUCUUCCACAGAAGGUCACUUUUGAGACCCUUUACCGGGGCUUGAUACAGUCAGAUAUGUUGAGAACUUGGAGAAGAUUGAAGAAGAAACUUGAGGAAGAAGCAGUAACAUUUGGUUCAGAAUUUGAACAUUAUCAUUUUAAGCCCUAUAGGAGAUAAAGGUAUUGUCGCUUAGAAGCUAUGACAUUAUUGAUUCAUGGAUUGUGUGAGAAGUGGAAGUGGAGAACUUGUUCCUUUUUUGUUGAGUUGAUAGAGAAGAGGUUUCUUUCCACCGUUCCACAAAAGGCCACUUUUGAGAUCCUUUGCUCUGGGGCUUUAUACAGUCAGAUAUGUUGAGAAUUUGGAGAAGAUUGAAGAAGAAACUUGAGGAAAAAGCAACAACAUUUGGUUGAGCAUUUGAACAUUAUCAUUUUAAGCCCUAUAGGAGAUGAGGACAUUGUUGCUUAGAAGCUACAGCGUAUGCAUAAAAUCUCAACAUCAUAAGGCACUCUAGAGCAUUUUCUUUCACGUGGUUUUUACCUCUUUUUUCUUCUUCCUUUUUAAUAUCAUAUGGUGAAAGGUCCUAUUGCAUAUGAAAGUGGAACUGAUGUCUUGCUGUUGUAACAUGUGCCAAUAUCUUUUGCAAAUAAGCCUUUGGAUAUUGAGCUGUCACAAGCAGUAUUUCUAAAUUCCUUACGACAUGCAACUAAAAUGAGUUCUCGCUAAUGGAAAAGUGGUCACAAGCAGUACUUCUAAAUUCCUUACGACAUGCAAUUGAAAUGAGUUCUUGCUAAUGGAAAAGUGGCACUUUGAAA